AUGAAGAAUGUAAAGAUACUACAUCUACCACAGCUGUUUGUGUUUGUUCACGCCUGCUUUGCUCAAGCAGACUUUGCCCCCUACUUCUACGACAAUGGACCGUACAGCAACAAUGGGAACCUGGCUCUGUUCAGCCUGUCAGAGGACACGCCCAUUGGUACACAGAUCUAUAGUCUCAACGGCACAGACCCUGAGGGCCAUGAGGUGAUGUACGGCCUGUCAUUUGAUCCUGGCUCCAAAGAGUACUUCAGGGUCGACCCCAAAUCUGGAAACAUGACUUUGGUGGAAAAGCUGGACAGAGAAAACCAAGAUUCAAUUGACGUUCUUGUGAGCAUCACUGAUGGAAGAAGCAAGGUUGUGGAAAGAGUCACAAUAUUUGUGAUGGAUGCAAACGACGAGAAGCCUGAAUUCAAAAACAUGCCUGCGUUCAUUGAUGUGCUAGAGACGACAGAGUCUGGCGGCAGCAUCUACGGAGUCGAGGCAGUGGACAGAGACACAGGCUCAGGAGGCUCAGUCACCUACUACCUCCAGAAUCCUCCGUCCACUUUGUUUGCCAUCGACAGACACAGUGGUGUCCUUCGUAUCAGAUCUGGAGAAAUGUUGGACUACGAGAAAACAAAGACCCACUUUGUGACUGUCAUUGCAAAGGACGGUGGUGGUGACUUUAAUGGCAAGGAGCAGUUUCUGUCUUCCUCUGCUACUCUGACGAUCAAUGUGAUCGAUGCACAGGACACGCCACCAUCUUUUAUCGGGACGCCCUAUUUUGGCUUUGUUUAUGAAGUGUCAAUGCCCGGAUCUGAAGUAUUCAUUGUUACUGCCAAAGAUGGUGAUGUGGGGAAUCCAAAUCCGAUCCGUUACUCCUUCGAUGAUGGUGAUGAUGGUGUUUUCAGCAUCAAUAAAACAAGCGGCUGUAUCACUCUGCUGACCUUCCCCAUGUACCUGAAGAGAGAGGUCUUUAAUAUGAAAGUCAGGGCUUCAGAAGUGAGUCCUGAAGGCCAACUGAUGGACUACGGGGUAACCACCUUGGUGAUCCGUGUGGUAGACCUGAACAAUAACCCACCUACUUUCUAUGGAGAGAACGGCCCCAAGAACAUGUUUGAGUUGACCAUGUACGAGCAUCCACCGGAGGGAGAGAUUCUCCGAGGGCUGAAAAUCACUGUCAAUGACUCCGAUCAAGGCGCGAACGCCAAAUUCAAUCUGAGGCUGAUUGGACCAGGCAGGAUGCUUCGAGUCGUUCCUCAGACUGUGCUGAACGAGGCCCAGGUCACGAUCUUGGUGGAGGACUCGGCUGCCAUGGACUACGAGAAGCAUCAUUUUCUCACAUACAAGCUCCUGGCAGUUGAGGUUGAUACUCCGGAGAGAUUCAGCGCAACAGCAGACAUUGUCAUCCACCUCCUGGACACCAAUGACAACGCUCCCAAAUUCUCCUCAGAUUACUACAUCGCUCGGAUUCCAGAAAACUCACCAGGCGGCUCCAACGUGGUGUCAGUCACGGCAACAGACCCAGACUCAGGACCUUGGGGUGAAGUGAGGUAUACGAUCUAUGGAUCCGGAGCUGAACUGUUCCUGAUCCAGCCCAAAUCUGGGAUCAUCUACACGCAGCCCUGGGCGAGCCUGGAUGCAGAGGUGAGAUCCAAGUACAACUUCUACGUGAAGGCAGAGGACAUGGAUGGAAAGUACAGCCUGGCUGAGGUGUUUGUGACGGUGCUCGACCUGAACGACCACCCACCAGCUUUCAACGAAAACUUCCUCGAGAAGACGAUGGUGAUCGGAGCACCAGUGAAAAUAGAGGCUGUAGAUGACGACGCUGAGGUACCCAACAACGUCAUCGAGUACACCAUCAUGAAAGCUGAGCCGGACAACAACAUCUUCGACAUCGACAUCGACACUGGCGAGAUCGUGCUGAAGUCCUACAUCAAGUCGAUGGCCAUCAUUCAGAACAUCACCAAGCAGAGGGACUUCACCUGGUCCCUGGUGGUGCAGGCCCGAGACCGAGGCAAGCCGUCCUUCAGCACCACCGCAGUCGUCAAGAUCGACAUCACAGAGGCUACCCAACUCAAUGGGGGGCCUUGGGGAUCAUUUAUAAUGCAGAGUAGAAACAAGCCCUUGCAAAUCCUAGGCAUGCUUGGUGGUGUCAUUAGUCUCAUGGUCAUAGUCACUGUCAUCAUCUCCACGGCAACAUUCAUGCGCAACAAAAAGUCCAACCGGAUCCUGCCUAACCGCCGUGUGAGGAGGAGGCGCAAACAGAACGCCUGGAACUUCAAAAACCCCUUCAAGGAGCCGGACAAUCCCAGAGAGAAGUUCAAAAUCGAAGAGGAAGAGCAGGAGCCCGAGGUCAUCGUGGAGAACAUCAACUACAACAACAACGUCAACAACGUCCAGAGAUACUGGCCCCCACCGCCCUGCGCCCCAUCCCUGCCCCCUCCACCCCCACCCUACAUCCCAGGGGCAAGGCAGUGGGCUGUACCCACCAUCUCGGCGACGGUGGCACCCAAAUCCAGGAAGAAGCCAUUGAAUACCAAACAGGACACUGUGAACAAAGCACUGGUUUCAGAGCUCAAGCUGAGGCUGGAGCAAAAGAGGCUGCUCACACACCAAUAG
Molecule: messenger RNA, 2601 nt
Organism: Limanda limanda (common dab)
Lineage: Eukaryota; Metazoa; Chordata; Actinopteri; Pleuronectiformes; Pleuronectidae
Gene: cdhr1a
Product: cadherin-related family member 1a
Exons: 18
Coding region: 1-2601 (866 amino acids)
Biological process (GO): multicellular organism development; calcium-dependent cell-cell adhesion; cell-cell junction assembly
Cellular component (GO): catenin complex; adherens junction; plasma membrane
Molecular function (GO): calcium ion binding; cadherin binding
Source: RefSeq, a predicted model, not a curated record